Molecule: messenger RNA, 792 nt
Organism: Momordica charantia (bitter melon)
Lineage: Eukaryota; Viridiplantae; Streptophyta; Magnoliopsida; Cucurbitales; Cucurbitaceae
Source: RefSeq, a predicted model, not a curated record
AUGCAGCAGCCUCAAGGCUUUAUUGAUCCCCAUCAACCUUAUUCUGUUUGUAAAUUGGUUAAGUCCCUCUAUAGACUUAAACAGGCACCACGAGCCUGGUUUGACUGCUUUGCUUCUCAUCUGCUCACUCUCGGCUUUCAGGCUUCUUUAGCAGAUUCUUCAUUAUUUGUUCGACGCACUUCUGAUUCUCUUACUUAUCUUCUACUAUAUGUGGAUGAUAUCACCCUCACCGAGACUCAUGCUUCUUACAUUGACUGUUUGAUUUCUCAACUCAAAUUGAGGUUUGAUAUGACUGACUUGGGUCCUUUACGCUUCUUUCUUGGUCUCGAAAUUGCUUACUCAAGUCAUGGUAUAUCGGUUCAUCAGUCUAAAUACACCAAAGAUGUCUUAACUCGUUUUGGCAUGCUUAGUGCCAAGCCAUGUUCCACACCAAUUGCCUUAAGCAGUGCUCAUACGAGUUCUCUUUGUUCUGAUGCGGAUGCCAAGAAUUAUCGGUCUUUAGUUGGGGCACUGCAUUACUUAACCUUUAGCAGACCAAACAUAGCAUUUGCUGUUAGCAAGCUCUCUCAGCACUUGCAUUCACCCACUGAUGAGCAUUUAGUAGCUGCCAAACGAGUCCUUCGCUAUUUGCGUGGGUCUGUUGGUUUGGGCUUGAUUUUUCAAAAAGGCUGCUGUCUUGAUCACUCUCUUCGCCUCACUGCCUAUUCCGAUUCAGACUGGGCUGGUGAUUCCAAUGACCGUAGAUCUACUAUAGGCUUUGUGAUUUUUCUAGGCUCUAGUCCUAUCUCUUGA